AUGAACAAGCAGAAGAGCGUGGUUCUGUACCCGGGCCUCGGCGUCGGCCACCUGACGCCGAUGAUCGAGCUGGCUAAAGUGUUCACCCAGCACGGCGUCGCCGUCACAGUCGCGCUCGCCGAGCCGCCCACCAAGUCCUCCGACUUCUCCGCAGCGGCCGCCCGCGCCGCGGCCUCCAAUCCGUCCGUGAACUUCCACGUCCUGCCGCCGCCUGACCCCGCUGAUUCCAGUUCCAGCUCGGAUGACACGCAUUCGGACCCCGUCGUCCAGAUGCUCGGCUACCUCAAGGCCAUGAACGCGCCGCUGCGCGACCUCCUCCGCUCGCUUCCAGCCGUCGACGCGCUCGUCGUCGACAUGUUCUGCGGCGACGCGCUCGGCGUCGCUGCCGAGCUCAACCUGCCCGUCUACUACUUCUACGCCUCGGGCGCCAGCACGUUGGCCGUCUUCCUCAACCUGCCUCGCAUGAUGGCCACGGGUUUCCAGCUGGAGACCACCGGCGACGACUCCGUCCUCUCUCUCCCCGGCGCUCCUCCGUUCAAAGCUUCGGAACUGCCCGAAGUGAUUCUGAAUGGCAGCCAGGCAGGAAAAGCCGUCCUCCGCGUGCUCUACCUGUUCGCAGAGGCCAGCGGGAUUCUCGUCAACACCUUCGAGUCGCUGGAGACGCGGGCUGUGCGCGCUCUGAGGGACGGCCUGUGCGUUCCUGACCGUUCCACGCCGCCGGUGUACUGCAUCGGGCCGCUGGUUUCGGGAGGCGGAGACAAGGAGCACGAGUGCCUCCGGUGGCUGGACAUGCAGCCAGACAACAGCGUCGUGUUUCUCUCCUUUGGGAGCUUGGGCACGUUCCCAAAGAAGCAACUUGAGGAGAUGGCUAUUGGGCUCGAGAAGUCAGGGCAGAGGUUUCUAUGGGUAGUGCGGAGCCCACGAAACAACCCUGGGGACGCGUUGGGUCAGCCACUCCCGGAGCCGGACCUCGAGGCCCUCCUUCCAGAGGGGUUCUUGGAGAGGACCAAGGACAGAGGGCUUGUGCUCAAGUCUUGGGCACCACAAGUGGAUGUGCUACGCCAUAAAGCGACGGGCGCAUUUGUUACGCACUGUGGGUGGAACUCGACACUGGAGGGCAUCAUGGCAGGGUUGCCCCUGCUGUGCUGGCCACUGUAUGCAGAGCAGAGGAUGAACAAGGUGUUUAUUGUGGAAGAGAUGAAGAUCGGGGUGGAAAUGAACGGCUAUGAUGAAGAAAUGGUGAAGGCAGAGGAGGUGGAGACGAAGGUUAAGUGGGUGAUGGAGUCUCAAGGUGGGCAAGCACUCCGAGAUAGACUGGCGGAGGUAAAAGAUAGAGCAGUCAAGGCACUCAAAGAAGGCGGCUCAUCUUAUGCUGCUUUUGUCGAAUUCUUGAAGGAUAUCGAUAGCAUGGCUGAUCUUCAUCCCUAA
Messenger RNA from Miscanthus lutarioriparius, 1428 nucleotides. The record is from the annotation of a GenBank genome assembly. Lineage: Eukaryota; Viridiplantae; Streptophyta; Magnoliopsida; Poales; Poaceae.